AUGGAGGCAGCUCUGCGGCUCUCAGAAGGUGAAUCUCACUGUAAGAUCUUUAUAGCAUGCAGGUCCUCAUUCAACACUGUAGAUCCUCAAGUCUCUUUGUGUUUUUAUCCUUCAGCAGGUUCAAAUGAAUCAACUCCUGCCACCCCAGACCUGUAUCAGGAUGGAACUCAGGCAGCAGCUGAGCUGGCCGCCAGGAACAAGCAGAGUGUGAGUUGGGAGAGGCCCGAAGGUGUGGGUGCAGGUCUCCUGAACACGGGCAACACCUGCUACCUCAAUGCAGCCUUGCAGUGUCUGACACACACACCACCUCUUGCCGACUACAUGCUCUCCCGGGAGCACUCUCGGAGCUAUUGUCACCAGGAAGACUGUACCAUGUGUGUCAUGAAAACUCACGUGACCCAGAGUCUCCUCCACUCCGGGGAUGUCAUGCAGCCCUCGAGGAAGCUGACUGCCACCUUCCACAAGGACAAGCAGGAAGAUGCCCAUGAGUUUCUGAUGUUCACCUUGAACGCCAUGCAUGAAUCCUGCCUUCGAGGGAGCAAGCACUCAGAAGCCCCCUCUGAAGACAGCAGCCUGAUCCAUGAGAUAUUUGGAGGCUCAUGCAGAUCUCAAAUCAAGUGUCUCAGCUGCCAGGGCACCUCAGAUUCUGUUAACCAAUUUCUGGACAUCUCCUUGGAUAUCAACGCAGUUCAGAGUGUGAACCAAGCCUUGGAGGAUUUAGUGAAGCCUGAAGAGCUGUGUGGGGAAAAUGCCUACCACUGUGACCAUUGCCAGGAGAAGAUGCCAGCUUCAAAGACCCUGACAAUUGAAACUGCCUCGAAGGUUCUCCUGCUGGUAUUGAAUCGCUUCUCAGACUUCAUGGGUGGCAAAGUGGAUAGGCACAUAAGUUACCCAGAGUCCCUUGACCUACGGCCAUACAUGUCUCAGCCUGAGGGAGGACCACUGGUGUAUGCCCUUUAUGCUGUGCUGGUCCAUGCUGGUGUGACUUGUCACUUUGGACAUUACUUCUGUUAUGUCAGAGCUGGCAGUGGGAAGUGGUAUAAGAUGGACGAUUCUAAGGUUGAGAGGUGGGAUGUGACUUCUGUCCUGAGUGAGCCUGCAUAUGUGCUCUUCUACAUCCGGGAGACUGAGCUAAAGAAGGACAGUGUCAAGGGGCCAGGAGGCACAGUCAACCAGGCUCAGGUUGGACAACCCCAGAACAGAAAUCUCAACAGAGGAUCUUGGGUGGGAGCUGUAGAACCACGAGGACACAUGGAGAAUAGAGCAGCCAUAGAAUUCUCCUUACACGAGUGGAAAGUGCUGCAGGAGCAGAACAGGCAGAAUCCUUUGCUGAACCUCAGAAGAGCUGAACCCACUCUACCAGCCAAUGUAGUUGUGAUUCACCAGCCCAGAUACAGACAAUACUGGUACAAGAAAUAUCCCAACAAGGAGAAUUACCCAUAUCACAAUUCUGCCAGAUUUCUGUCUGCUCAUGGAGCCAUGAACACUGGACAGCUCUGGCGUCAGGGAGGAACAUCAAGUUCAAGAAGAAGAAGAAGAAAAAGAAGAAGAAGGAAGGGUGGAGGCCUCUAA
Molecule: messenger RNA, 1572 nt
Organism: Peromyscus californicus insignis
Lineage: Eukaryota; Metazoa; Chordata; Mammalia; Rodentia; Cricetidae
Product: ubiquitin carboxyl-terminal hydrolase 17-like protein B
Exons: 1
Coding region: 1-1572 (523 amino acids)
Biological process (GO): protein deubiquitination; regulation of apoptotic process
Cellular component (GO): nucleus; cytosol
Molecular function (GO): cysteine-type endopeptidase activity; cysteine-type deubiquitinase activity
Source: RefSeq, a predicted model, not a curated record